Molecule: messenger RNA, 516 nt
Organism: Prunus armeniaca (apricot)
Lineage: Eukaryota; Viridiplantae; Streptophyta; Magnoliopsida; Rosales; Rosaceae
Source: the annotation of a GenBank genome assembly
AUGCCGGUACUACCAACGCCACAUAUGGGGUCUGUGAACACGCCGGCUACUCCUACGACAUGUGCGACCUCAACACAAUAUCACAUAUCUCCCCAUACGUCGGAUAUACCAACGUCACGUAUGGGGUCUGUCAACACGCCGACUACUCCUACGACACGUGCGACCUCAACACAAUAUCACAUAUCACCCCAUGUGCCGGAUAUACCAACGCCGCGUAUGGGGUGUGUCAACACUCCGGCUACUCCUACGGCACGUGCGACCUCAACAAGCAUAUCACAAUGUUUUCCCAUACGCCGGAACAUCCAAAGCCGCUUAUGGGGCCUGUCCGCACACUGGAUAACCUACGACACGUGGGACCUCACAAUCGCAUGGUGGUACUUACAGUGUAGUCAAGACAUGGUGAGUGCGUAUAGCACUUCAAACUAUAUUGAAAGUCUCACGGUCAACCCAGGGUCAAACUACCCAUACUUGGUCAAAUGGGCCCGCGGGGUCCACUACCUCGAAAUCCCGAUCUGA